AUGGUAAUUCUCCAGCCUGCAUAUCAUCCAUUGGUGUCUGCCAAGGUAGGUGGACUUUCCAGGUCCGAUUUGGUCCAAGGGGCAUCUCCUGAGGAAUCUGCCCCAGUCGAAAGGUCUGCUGCCGCUGAGGGGUUUACUACUGUAGAGCAUGCUCCUGUGGACCACGAAGACCCUGAAGAGGCAGCAACCGCAACGCCUAGAGAGCAGAUCGCACGAGGUAUUGGCGGUGACGCUACGGAGGCAGCCUUGCCAGCUAGAGUGCCAGCAGCCGCAGGAGCUGAACUUGCACGGCGGAGGAAAAGGCAGUCGCUGGACGAGUCAAAAAGUUCCUCCGGGGGAAUACGAAGAAGUGACAGUCUCGUCGAUCGCUGGAACAAAUCCCUCGAGGAAGCCAAGAGGCAGUCAUUGACUGCGAGUGUAACUGACUAUCCCACGGAGAAUGGAAGACGAUACCACAAAUACCAUGAGGGCUUGUACAUUUACCCGAACGAUGAGCAGGAAUUGGAUCGAUUAGAUAUGCAGCACCAUAUGGUCAAACUGGUCAACGAUGGGCGACUGUUCUUCGCUCCCAUACAUAGCCCCAAACGAAUCCUCGAUAUCGGUACUGGAUCUGGCAUAUGGCCCAUAGAAAUGGCAUCCAUCUUCCCUGAGGCCGAAAUCAUAGGUACUGAUCUGUCACCUGUUCAACCGACUGAGGUUCCCAAUAACGUUCACUUUCUCGUUGACGAUGCCACCGAAGAAGACUGGUUAUGGGACGCAGACCACUUCGACUUGAUUCACACAGGCCAUAUGAUUGGUUCGUUCCCAUCGUUCAAGGAUGUCUUGCGCAAGGCAUUCAAGCAUCUCAAACCUAGCGGUUAUAUGGAGUGCCACGAGUUCGACCCUAAGCUCAAAUGUGACGACGGUACCAUGCCUCCCGAGAAUCCUGAUGGCUUUUGUGAAUAUGCUUUGCAUGAUUGGGUCGAUCUCAAUGUGCGCUCAAGCCAGAUUACAGAUCCCCCAAGACAAUUUCGCAUCGCUCAUCGUAUUGCGCACUGGAUGAAAGAAGUCGGCUUCGUCGACGUUCAGGAACGCAUCUCUAAAGUCCCCACCAACCCAUGGCCUGAGGAUCCGCACAUGCGUACAAUCGGCACUUGGAAUGAGACAAAUUGGCUAGAGGCUCUGUCCGGAUGGUCCUACAAACCUCUGCUUGCACUGGGUUGGUCGAAGCCGGAGAUCGAAUGUUUUCUGGUUGAUGUGCGAAAAAGCAUUCAGAAUCGUGACGUCCAUAGUUACAUGGACUUCUAUGUGGUAACGGGGAGGAAGCCGGACCCUGGGGAACAAUACAGCAUGAGACGCUAA
Aspergillus novofumigatus IBT 16806 is the source of this 1341-nucleotide messenger RNA. RefSeq names its product class I SAM-dependent methyltransferase. Bases 1 to 1341 code for a protein of 446 amino acids. The transcript is spliced from 3 exons. Gene Ontology annotation, molecular function: methyltransferase activity. Lineage: Eukaryota; Fungi; Ascomycota; Eurotiomycetes; Eurotiales; Aspergillaceae. The record is from RefSeq and is a predicted model, not a curated record.